This is a messenger RNA of Centropristis striata (black sea bass), 2154 nucleotides long. RefSeq names its product protocadherin alpha-6-like. Bases 433 to 2154 code for a protein of 573 amino acids. The record is from RefSeq and is a predicted model, not a curated record. The transcript is spliced from 2 exons. Gene Ontology annotation, biological process: homophilic cell-cell adhesion. Lineage: Eukaryota; Metazoa; Chordata; Actinopteri; Perciformes; Serranidae. Gene Ontology annotation, cellular component: plasma membrane. Gene Ontology annotation, molecular function: calcium ion binding.
AAAACUGGUGCCCUGUACGUUAACGAGAGAAUAGAUCGAGAGGAACUCUGCGGCGCUGAACCAAAAUGUUCUCUUGGCGUAGAAGCAGUAAUUAAUAAUCCUUUAAAAUUGUACCGAAUUGAAGUCAUAAUUUUGGAUGUGAAUGAUAAUUCCCCGUCAUUUAUCAGCACGCCACAGGUAAUUAAUAUAAGUGAGAGUACAGCAGCAGGGGCAAAAUUCCCCUUGCAACGAGCUCACGAUGCAGACGUCGGUAAAAACACUGUAAAUAGCUACAAGCUCAGCCAAAAUGAACACUUCUCUCUCACUACACAUAAAGGGGAAAUAGUUACCGCUGAAUUACUGCUCCAGAAAGUUUUAGACAGAGAAAAACAGUCUGUGAUUCGACUCACCCUAACCGCCAUAGAUGGAGGGACUCCUGCCAAAUCAGGCACUAUGAUAAUUAUAAUUAAUGUCUUGGACAUCAAUGAUAAUCCUCCUGUAUUCAGUCAAACACUGUAUAAGGCCAGUGUGCAUGAAAACUCCAAGAUAGGAACAUCGAUAAUAACGUUAAAUGCUACCGACUUGGAUGCAGGCCCCAAUGGAAACAUAUUGUACUCCUUUAGUAAAAUAGACCGUGUGACGAAAACAGAUCUGUUUGCGAUAGACGAAAAAACUGGGACUGUAACAAAUAAAAAGAUUAUUGACUUUGAAGAAAACAAUGCUUUUGAGAUUCGAGUUCAAGCCAGCGAUGGUGCUUCCUCACCAAUGACCUCACAUGCUAAAUUAUUGAUUGAAGUUCUCGACGUCAAUGACAAUGCUCCUGAAAUUUCAGUGACAUCUCUGUUAAAUGCAGUCAAAGAAGAUGCGUCCAUUGGUACUGCCAUAGCUCUUGUUUCAGUGUUUGAUAAAGACGGAGGAAAAAAUGGGAUGGUGAACUGUAAAAUUUCCAAUAACGUUCCUUUUAAAUUGGAGUCAAACUACAAAAAUUACUAUUCUUUGGCGGUGGACGGUCCUCUUGAUAGAGAGAGCGCACCUCAAUAUAAUAUCAGCAUCACUGCUACUGAUGAGGGCAGCCCACCUCUCUCCAGCACGAGCGUUAUUAAUGUACACGUCUCAGAUGUAAAUGAUAAUAAACCUCUAUUCACAGAAAACAUUGUUAAUGUGUAUGUGAAAGAAAACAGUCCAGUAGGAGCAGUAAUUAAAACAGUUUCAGCAGUUGAUGCUGACGUCGAUGAAAAUGGUCGCGUGAGCUAUUCAUUUUUACAGAGUAACAGUAACUCAUUGCCUCUCUCCACUAUGGUAAACAUCAACUCAGAGACAGGAGAUAUAGUCAGCCUACAGUCUUUUAACUAUGAGGAGUUAAAAACGUUUCAGUUUAAAGUUCAGGCCACAGACUCUGGUGUUCCUCCGCUCAGAAGCAACGUGACUGUCAACGUUUUAAUUCUGGAUGAAAAUGACAACAACCCAACAAUCCUCGCGCCCUAUUCUGAGCACGGCUCCGUUAACAGUGAGAGCAUCCCCUAUUCUGCUGAAGCGGGAUACUUUGUGGCAAAGAUCAGGGCUGUAGACGCAGACUCUGGAUACAAUGCGCUGCUUUCUUAUCACCUCUCUGAGCCCAAAGGAAACAACCUCUUCCGGAUCGGAACCAGCACCGGAGAAAUCAGGACUAAGAGGAGAAUGAGUGACAAUGACCUGAAAACUCACCCCUUGGUGGUCUUGGUUUCUGAUAACGGAGAACCCUCCUUGUCAGCUACUGUGUCUAUUGAUGUGGUGGUGGUUGAAAGCACAGCUGACAUCCAGACUCAGUUCAGACAUGUGCCCAUAAAGGAGGACAGCUUCUCUGACUUGAACCUGUAUCUGCUGAUCGCCAUAGUGUCGGUGUCAGUCAUCUUUCUGCUGAGCCUCAUCAGUUUAAUAGCUGUCAAAUGCCACAGGACAGACGGCAGUUUCAGCAGGUACAGCGCCCCAAUGAUCACCACCCACCCUGACGGGAGCUGGUCUUACUCCAAGGCUACUCAGCAGUAUGACGUGUGUUUCAGCUCAGACACACUGAAGAGUGACGUAGUGGUUUUCCCCGCACCGUUUCCGCCAGCAGAUGCUGAACUGAUCAGUAUUAACGGGGGAGACACUUUUACCAGAACUCAGACUUUACCCAAUAAAGAGAAGGCUGUGUAA